Paramacrobiotus metropolitanus is the source of this 2017-nucleotide messenger RNA. RefSeq names its product acidic leucine-rich nuclear phosphoprotein 32 family member B-like. Gene Ontology annotation, molecular function: histone binding. Bases 1014 to 1748 code for a protein of 244 amino acids. The record is from RefSeq and is a predicted model, not a curated record. NCBI's taxonomy places the organism in Eukaryota, Metazoa, Tardigrada, Eutardigrada, Parachela, Macrobiotidae. The transcript is spliced from 4 exons. Gene Ontology annotation, cellular component: nucleus.
UUAGCGCUGACUUCCAGCAAAAAUACUGAAAUUUAAAAUUCAAAUUUUUAAAGUAUGCGGUGAGUUCGCUACUUGUGAUUUUGUGUUGGUUCUUGAUUAGUGUGACAGUUUUGUUUGCUGAUUUCUGUUCUUUGCCAGACUGUUUCUGACCCCAUGAUAUCAGCUACAGUAGUUUUUGUGGAAACUGAUUGCGUGUUUCCAUUGGUUGUGCUGCUGGAAGCAUUCUCCCAUUUGGAUACUCAGACGCAGACGGGAUUACGCAGUUUCUAGCGUGGAACUUCAUCGUGGAAUCACCUGUGUUGACGGCCUGCAUCGUUGUUUGUUGUUGUGCCGCAAUAUUGUUUGCUUUUAGGCAAAUAUUUCGCGGCCACCACCGAAUUUUAUCUGUGCUGUUGUUUUGCAGCGUCGUUGUGAUCGGUGCAGACGGUUAACUGCGUGGCCUCUCCUUCACACACGUUCCUCAUCCUUCCCGAAUUUCUCCUCGCCUUCCAGAAACCACUCAACGAAAGAAAUGUUGACAGUCGAGGUAGCUGUUCCUUUCAAGAACUCCACCGUCAAAAUCGGAGUGGAAGGUUCCUACUAAGGCAAAACGGAACCACUGCUGGGCGGGUGGCAGUUACGUUAAGGAGUCAACCACCAUGAGUACACAGUUACUUACUACCGCAUUGCCCAAAUUCACAGCACGUUUGUAUAACGCUGCACUGACAUCCAACCGCCUUUGCGUACGCAGUUACAAACUAUUGCACAUUUUCACAGCAGACUGAUAUGCAUUUUCACUAACGGCUGAUGUAAAAUCUUCGUUCUCAAGAUUGCCGUAGUGUAGGAUCCACUACAAAAUGGUAUGAACAAUAAUACACUGUAGAUCACUGCAGUUUUUUUUGUUGUACUAAUAACAUUUGCACAUACAACCUGUGUAUUUAUUUUACUUUGCUCUUUUUUGUUGUACUAAUAACAUUUGCACAUACAACCUGUGUAUUUAUUUUACUUUGCUCUUUUUUGUAAUAAUUUUUAUAAUGUUUCGUACACCCGUUUACACUACCAUCAAUAUGUAUGGCUACCUGUGGGACCAGCCUGCUGAUACGAAGACGAUUAUUUUGGAUGAGUUCCCGCUUGCAGAUUUUCGCGACAUACCUCUCACUCGGUUCACUGAUCUCCAGUGUUUGUCCGCAAAUGCUUGCGGAGUGUCUUCUCUGCUUGGUUUGACACCGUUACCCAACCUGACGUAUCUGCAACUCAACGACAACCUGUUGGGGUACUCCGCCAAUCCCCAUUUUGAGAUCCUGGCGACGGCGACGCCUAACCUGAAGCGACUGACUUUGGCCCACAAUGGCAUCAGCACCGUGGAUUUCUUGGAGCCUUUGAAAAACCUGCCGGCACUCCAUACCGUGGACCUGUUCCGCAACAGCGUGAACCGGACCCAUUCCAGUGAACUGAUCCGUGUUAUCCCGCAGGUUACGCGAUGGACUGGAGAGGAUGGAGACGUCGAAAGCGAGAGCGAUGAAGAGAUGAAUGAACCCGAGUCGGACCAUGGCGAGGAGGAGAAUGAGGAUGACGAUGUGUCAAUGGCUGGCUCAGACCGUACUUGGUUGCUGUCGGACGAUGAUGUGGACCACAUCUCCGACUCCGCCUCGGAACCGGACGUAGAUGAAUCGGCCUCGGAUGAGGACGCGGAUGAGAUCCCGGACUCGGCCUCGGAACCCGACGGCGACCGCCAGGACAGCGACGACGACGUAGUUAUGCUUAACUAGUUAGUUGUCUUCGUGCGUUUUUCCUGUUUUAACCCCCUCGGAGACCCCCUCGGUAACCAUAUAACGAGUGUUAUAUAUUCUUCGUAUCUGUGGUUAACUAUCUCAUGAUUUUUUUAUCUGUUACUGUUUUCACCCCCUCGGACACGGUGUUACGUAUAUUUUUAAUUGUCGUUACUCAUGUUUUUUUUUGUGUUUGUACUGUACGUUGCACAAACACGUGUUUGUUUGUGUUGUACGUGUUUGUGUUGUACGUUGCACUCGUACGUGUU